AUGCCGCCAGCAAAGAAGAAGGACACCAAGAGUGAGAGGGGGCAGCAAAAGGCCUUAGAGAGGGAAAAACAAAAGAUAAUCGAAGAUAAAACCUUUGGAUUAAAAAAUAAAAACAAAUCCAAGGCCGUCCAAAAAUUUAUAAAGUCUGUGCAGCAGUCUGCUAAAGGACCACAGAAGGGAGGGGAGUCACAAGAAAUAUUAAAGAAGAAACAGGAGCAGCAGGCAAAGAAAGCAGCGCUGCAGCAGCAAAUGCUGCUGCAAGCACUCUUUAAAGGGACUGAGAACGUAAAGAAGGUAGCAAGCGAAGCAGCAGCGGCAUCGUACGAUCCCAAGGAAUCGAAGCAGGAGCAGAAGAUUGAUUUAUACAUUGAUCAGCGCGAACAAACGGGUAAAGGUGUUUGGACUGGUAGUGUCGGAGAAGGAGAAGGAGAAACACAAAUUGUUUGUAAAUUCUUCUUAGAGGCUGUAGAGAAAAAACAAUACGGAUGGUUUUGGGUUUGUCCUAAUGGAGGGGAUAAUUGCAAAUACAGACAUUGUCUACCUCAAGGGUACGUAUUGAAGGGGGAAGAAGAAGCGCCUGCAGGGGACGAAGAAGAAGAAACAAUCGAAGAAAGAGUAGAGAGAGAGAGGCGCGCAUUGCCUCCCGGUGGUACUCGCGUGACGCCCGAGACAUUUGCUGCAUGGAAGGCGAAGAGGGUAGAGAAGAAGAAAGCAGCAACAGAGGAGAAGAAGAAGGCUGUUGCUGCUGCUGCAGCAAAACAUCAUCUAUCAGGAAGAGAUCUAUUCUCCUUUAAUCCUGAUAUCUUUGUUGACUGCGAAGGAGCAGCAGACGAAGAAGAUUAUCAGCAUGAAGAGGAAGAGGAAGAAGAAGAAUCAGAAGAAAGCCAACAAUCUCCCGCUUCUGAUGCUGCUGCUGCUGCAACAAAUGGCGUUAGCAGCAACAGCAGCAAAAAUGAAAAUGAAGAAGACGGAGACAAAAGAGAAGCAGAGGAUUUCUCUAAGUCCUCGAUUGAUCAAAAGGGGGCACAGCCAAUUAGGACGCAACUCUUCCUUGAUGAUUUAGCACCCGAAGACUUAGACGACCUCGACGACUAA
Messenger RNA from Eimeria maxima, 1095 nucleotides. RefSeq lists its product as hypothetical. Bases 1 to 1095 code for a protein of 364 amino acids. Gene Ontology annotation, biological process: cytoplasmic translation. NCBI's taxonomy places the organism in Eukaryota, Apicomplexa, Conoidasida, Eucoccidiorida, Eimeriidae. The transcript is spliced from 8 exons. Gene Ontology annotation, molecular function: mRNA binding; metal ion binding. The record is from RefSeq and is a predicted model, not a curated record. Gene Ontology annotation, cellular component: cytosol.